Carlito syrichta (Philippine tarsier) is the source of this 2004-nucleotide messenger RNA. It is a transcript of the gene UBASH3A, whose product is annotated as ubiquitin associated and SH3 domain containing A. The record is from RefSeq and is a predicted model, not a curated record. Gene Ontology annotation, molecular function: protein binding. Gene Ontology annotation, biological process: negative regulation of T cell receptor signaling pathway. Gene Ontology annotation, cellular component: cytoplasm. The transcript is spliced from 14 exons. The coding region runs from base 130 to 2004 and encodes 624 amino acids. NCBI's taxonomy places the organism in Eukaryota, Metazoa, Chordata, Mammalia, Primates, Tarsiidae.
UUUUGUCAGAAAGAUCAAAAAGGGCUUGAGGUUUUUCUUCACAGCCUCAGCCUCGCCUCUCCCCCCUCACUGGCUUUAUCUGGCAGGUUCAGCGUGCAGGCAAGCCUCUCGCCCCGCAGGCAGGAAGAGAUGGCAGCCGGGGAGACACAGCUCUACGCCAAGGUCUCCAGCAAGCUCAAGGGCCGCAGCAACCCCUCGCUCCUGGACCCCCUCCUGGCCAUGGGCUUCCCCAUGCACUCCGCGCUGAAAGCAUUGGCAGCCACUGGAAGGAAGACGGUGGAGGAGGCCGCAGACUGGCUGCGUUGUCAUUGCAAUGACCCUUCCCUAGACGACCCCAUCCCCCAGGAGUAUGCCCUUUUCCUCUGUCCCACGGGGCCCCUGCUGGAAAAACUUCAAGAGUUCUGGAGAGAGAGCAAGCGUCAGUGUGCAAAGAACAGGGCACACGAGGUCUUCCCGCACGUGACACUCUGUGACUUCUUCACGUGUGAAGACCAGAAGGUGGAAAGUUUGUAUGAGGCUCUGAAGAGGGCUGGAGACAGGAUCCUGGGCUCCUUCCCUCCGGCUGUCCCUCUGGUUCUCCAUUCCUCCAUCAGCUACCUCGGCUUCUUCCUGAACGGCAGCCCUGCAGACAUCAUCCGGGAAUUUUCCAUGACCUUUGCCACAGAAGCAUCUGUCUUAGCAGACUGCACCGUGAAGCCUUGCACCAAGCAGCUGCAUCUGACCCUGGCCCACAAGUUCUACCCCCACCACCAGAGAACGCUGGAGCAGCUGGCCAGAGCCAUCCACCCUGGCCAGAGCUGCCAGUGGACUGCAGCACUCUACUCCCGAGACAUGCGCUUUGUGCACUACCAGACUCUGAGGGCACUGUUCCAGUACAAACCUCAGAACGUGGAUGAGCUGACGCUGAGGCCUGGAGACUACAUCUUUGUGGACCCCACACAGCAGGAGGAAGCCAGCGAGGGCUGGGUGUUUGGGACCUCACAGCGGACGGGCUGCCGGGGCUUCCUGCCGGAAAACUACACAGACCGAGCCAACGAGUCUGAUACCUGGAUUAAACACAGAACAUACACCUUCAGUCUAGCUACAGACCCGAACAUCAGAAAGGACAAUGAAGCCAGCAGCAGAUGUGAUGGAGAAUUUUGUCCCCCACCAACAUCAAGGAGUUUUAACAGCAUACAGGCUUUGCAGGCCACUGUUGCAAGGAAGAGCGUGUUGGUGGUGCGCCACGGGGAGAGAGUGGAUCAGGUCUUUGGGAAGUCGUGGCUGCAGCAAUGUUCCACUCCAGACGGAAAAUACUACAGGCCAGACCUGAACUUCCCAUGCAGUCUGCCCAGGAGGAGCAAUGGUAUCAAAGAUUUCGAAAAUGACCCGCCACUGUCAUCAUGUGGAAUCUUCCAGUCCAGAAUUGCAGGGGAUGCAUUUCUGGACAGUGGCAUCAGAAUCACCUCUGUCUUCACCUCUCCAGCCCUCCGCUGUGUGCAAACAGCCAAGCUCAUCCUGGAAGAACUCAAACUGGAGAAAAAAAUCAAGAUACAGGUGGAACCCGGGAUUUUUGAGUGGACAAAAUGGGAGACUGGCAAAACCACCCCGACCUUCAUGAACCUGGAAGAGCUGAAAGAGGCCAACUUCAAUGUUGACACUGACUAUAGGCCUGCAUUCCCCCUUGCCUCCCUUCUGCCGGCUGAGAGCUACACUGAAUAUGUCGACAGGUGUGCAGUGAGCGUGAGAUGGAUCAUCAGCACCUGCCCACAGGACACGGGCGUCAUCCUACUCGUGAGCCAUGGCUCCACGCUGGACUCCUGCACUCGGCCGCUCCUUGGGCUGCCACCCCGGGACUGCGCAGAUUUUGCCCAGCUAGUAAGAAAGAUCCCUUCUCUGGGUAUGUGCUUCUGUGAAGAAAAUAAAGAGGAGGGAAAAUGGGAGUUGGUGAACCCACCCGUGAAGACCCUGACUCAUGGGGCAAACUCAGCAUUCAACUGGAAGAAUUGCAUCCUGGGCCACUGA